Eutrema salsugineum is the source of this 1152-nucleotide messenger RNA. Its product is annotated as probable protein phosphatase 2C 72. Gene Ontology annotation, molecular function: protein serine/threonine phosphatase activity. The transcript has 5 exons. The coding region runs from base 124 to 1152 and encodes 342 amino acids. The record is from RefSeq and is a predicted model, not a curated record. NCBI's taxonomy places the organism in Eukaryota, Viridiplantae, Streptophyta, Magnoliopsida, Brassicales, Brassicaceae. Gene Ontology annotation, biological process: protein dephosphorylation.
AAGGCUUUUCAUAUUUCAUAUAUUUUCUGAAAGAUUCGUCUAAUCAAGCUUAACAAAUUCUAAGGAUCUGCGAUUCGAUUAACGAAAGGUCUAACUUCUUAAAAUAGUGACUUUGGUGAGAUUAUGGGUCAUUGCUUCUCGUUGCCAUCUUCCUCAUCGGAGAUUCACGAGGAGAAUGAUCACGGUGAUGGAAAUGCGGUGAUACGUUAUGGCGACGAGUUCGGUUUAGAUCACGACCUUCCGGUUCACCGCCUCGGUUCGGUCUGCUCUAUACAAGGAAGCAAAGCACUUAACCAAGAUAAUGCUAUUCUUUAUCUGGGAUACGGAACAGGGGAUGCGGAGCUAUGUGGAGUAUUUGAUGGGCACGGAAAAAAUGGGCACAUGGUGAGCAAAAUGUUGAGGAAUAGAUUGCCAUCACUUCUGUUAACACUAAAGAAGGAGCUAAACCAAGAAUCUCAUGUUUGUGAAGAAGAAGAAGAAGAAGAAACUCACAAGUGGGAAAAAGCUUGUUUUACUGCCUUCAGACUCAUUGACAAAGAGCUUCUUCUCCAAGUCUUUGAUUGCUCUUUCAGUGGCUCCACUUCUGUUGUUGCCAUUACUCAGGGAGAUGACCUCAUGAUAGCAAACCUAGGUGAUUCAAGGGCAGUGUUGGGAACAAUGACCGAAGAUGGUGAGAUCAGCGCAGUUCAGCUAACAUCAGACCUAACACCUGAUGUCCCUAGUGAAGCAGAGAGGAUUAGGAUGUGCAAAGGUCGUGUUCACGCAAUGAAAGGAGAACCGUCCAGCCAAAGGGUUUGGCUACCUAACCAUGACAUACCAGGAUUAGCCAUGUCAAGAGCUUUUGGAGACUUCAGGCUCAAAGACCACGGCGUUAUUGCGGUUCCAGUGGUCUCUCACCAUCGAAUAACUUCUAAAGACCGAUUCCUUGUACUCGCUACGGACGGGGUUUGGGAUAUGCUUAGCAAUGAGGAAGUUGUAUCGCUGAUAUGGAGUUCCGGCAAAAAGCAAGCUAUGGCUGCUAAAUUGGUGGCAGAGGCGGCUGAAGCUACUUGGAAGAAGAAGCUUAAAUCUAAGAAGAUUGAUGAUAUUACAGUAAUAUGUCUUUUCUUACAGAACAAGGAACAACCAAGUUGUACUACAUUUAAAUUAUAA